AUAUAUAAACAUUGGGGGGACUGCAGUAAAAAAAGUACAGUUGUGCUUACGAAGCUAGUGGCGGCAAAAUGGCGGACUGCUCGUUCGCCAGAUGCCUGCAGGAGCGGCGUCUCAUCAAGCGGGAGCUCUCCAAGUGGUCCAAGGAUAUGCUGCACAUUGUGGGCUUAGAACGUGUUGCUGAGGAAUUUAUGGGUCGCAGGAAAUGGAAAAAUUAUCAAGAGCAAGCGACGCGCAGCCAACUGAAUAUCGAGGAGCAACAGCCCAUAGCGACAGCCGGUUCCGACGAGGACGAGGACAACAAGGACAACAGAAACCACUGUAAGCCAGAGAACCAGCACCACCGUUUAGAGCAGCAGUUUGAGGAGGAUUUUGGUGAGUCCUUCAAAGGAUCUUCAGGCGGUCUUGGGUCUAAAGUUGUUGGCAAUUCCACAGAUAACCAAACAUCACAGGAUUCAUCACGUACAGCAACACCCAUAAGUAUACCAUCACCACCGCCAGAACCCAACGAUUGGAGACCGUCGGACAAGUGCAAUUUCUGUGUCAACGGUCGCCUGCUAACGGUGAACGCCCAGGGCCAAUUGGUGGCCGAAACGGUGGCACCCACAGCCACAGUCCACAGCAGCAGCAGCAGCACCAGCAAAGGCCCCAUAUACCACAACGGUCAACACGACAGUGACAGCAACUCGAGCGCAUCACUGCACCAGUCUGGGGCACGCAACAUUGCCAACAGCGGCAACUCCCUGGAACUGUACAAGCUGCUCACCCAACGGGCAGCCAAAAUGACAUCCAUGGACUCGAUGGCCGCCCAGCUGGCCCAGUUCUCGCUGCUGGCCGACUUCAAUCUGAUUAACUCUCUGGCCAGCCAGCAGCAACAGCAACAGCAACAGCAGCAGCAACAUCCGCCACACAACUCGGUAACAACAACUACCUCAGAACUGCUAUCGGCAGCCGCCAUCAGUGCCGCACUCAAAGAUACACCCAGUCCCAGUGCCGAUGCCCCGCUCGAUCUUAGCAGCAAGCCAUCGCCAAAUUCAUCGAUUAGCGGCGAUGUAAAGUCCAUCAGAGCCCUCUCGGACUGUCCCACGCCCACGCCUUCGUCGGGGCGAAGGACGUACAGCGAGGAGGACCUGAACAGGGCCCUGCAGGACGUGACGGCCAGCAAGCUGGCACCCCGCAAGGCGGCCGGUCAGCACCGCUCCAGCCUGAUGAACAGGAUGGCGCACCACGAGCAGCGGCUCGAGCGACUCGAGCGGCUCGAGCAGGACGAGCCGGAUGAGCCGGAGGACUCGGCGGACGAGGCCGAGGUGGACAGCAACGCCUCCACCCCGGCACCGGUCUAUCCGGAGCUUGCCCAGCGCAUCGCGGCCACGGCCCAGCUCCACAAGCUGAGCAGCCACCUGUCCGAGCACAAUGGCAGCGAGGAUCUGGGCGAGGACCUCGAGGGCGGGGGCCAGCACUCGCCGAAGCUGUCCAGGAUACCAGGGCCCGCCAGUGCGGUGGCACCCAUACCCAUCGACACGAAUGUGCUGCUGCACUCGCUCAUGCUGGCGGCGGGCAUCGGAGUGAUGCCCAAGGUGGACGAGACCCAGACGGUGGGGGACCUGAUCAAGGGCCUGCUGGUGGCCAACACCGGCGGCAUUGUGAACGAUGCGCUCAUCAAUCUGCUCGCGGCCAGCCAGCAGGAGACCAGCAAUGGCAAUGCCGCCAGCCUGCUCCUCCAGCAGCACCAGCACCAGCACCAGCAGCAGUUGAAUGCCUUUCACCAUCGCCUACCAAAGUCUGAAACGCCCGAGACGAGCUCCUCGCUGGAUCCCAACGAGGCCAGCGAGGAUCCCAUACUGAAGAUUCCGUCCUUCAAGGUCAGCGGGCCACCCAGCAUCUCGCCCAGCAUCAGCCACAGCCACCACCAGCAGCAGCAGCAGCAGCACCUCCUUCAGCAGCAGCACCACCACCAGCACCCACACCACCACAACAAUCACAGCUCCAGCAGCAACUCCCACGCCCACGGCCACUCCCACGCCCACGCCCACUCCAACAGCAGCAAUCGGAACGGGGGCGGGGGCGGUGGCGGGGGGAGAGAGCGCAGUCCGCACUCGGCCUCGCCGAUGCUGGCGGCCGCUGUGUCCAACAGCAGCGCAAGUGCCGCCGCUGCCGCCGCCGGCCUGCUCUCGGCCUCGCCCACCUCCAUCCAGAAGAUGAUGGCCAGCAACAUUCAGCGGCAGAUCAACGAGCAGAGCAGCCACGAGGCAGCCGCAGCCGCGGCGGCGACGGCCAGCAGCAGCCUGCGCAACGGCAGCACUAGCGCCGGCAGCGACUGCAGCAACAAUGGGGCAGCAUCCGGCAACAACAACAGCAGCAGCAGCAGCAGCUACAAGAAGCCCAGCAUCUCGGUGGCCAAGAUCAUUGGCGGCACGGACACGUCCCGCUUUGGGGCGUCGCCGAACCUGCUCUCCCAGCACCAGCACCAGCACCACCAUGCCCACCUGCCCGCCGGCCAUCAUGCGGCGGCCGCGGCGGCGCACUCGCACCAGGCGCAACUGAGCGCCCAGGAGGCGGCCGCCCUGGCAGCGGGCAAGGGAACGCGCCCGAAGCGUGGCAAGUACCGCAACUACGACCGGGACAGCCUGGUGGAGGCCGUCAAGGCGGUGCAGCGCGGCGAGAUGUCCGUGCAUCGGGCUGGGAGCUACUACGGCGUGCCCCACUCCACGCUGGAGUACAAGGUGAAGGAGCGGCAUCUGAUGAGGCCCCGGAAGCGCGAGCCCAAGCCCCAGCCGGACCUGGUCGGCCUGACGGGACCCGCCAACAAGGUGUGUCCGGAGAAGCUGAAGCCCGGCAACCACAUCAACCACACGGGCAACCACCACGGCGUCGGCGGCUCGAAGCUGAGCAAUGCCCUCAAGAGCAACACCUCCUCCCAGGCGGCAGCGGCAGCGGCGGCGGCCGCCGCAGCAGCGGCCUCAGCCACAGUGCCCAACGGCCUCAAGCUCUUCGAUGGGGUGGCGCCGCAGUUGGGCUUUCAGCCGAAUAUAUUUUGGACCCAGCAGAAUGCCGGCAAUGCGUAUGGCCUGGACCUGCACCGCAUGGCGGAGGCCAUGCGCCAGCAGACCAACCAGACGAACGCCCACGAACGACCGAUGAAGAGCGCCCUGGAGAUAGCCGAGCACAUGUACGACGGCAUCAUCCGCAAGACCCUGCAGUCGUCCGGCGAUGGCAAUGGAAACGGGAGCGGCAGCGGCAGCGGCAGCAGCAGCACCAGCAACGGACACGCCCUGGGCCAUGGGCUGGGCCACCAUGGCAAUGCGCUGCUCGAUCAGCUGCUGGUGAAUAAGACGCCCCUGCCGUUCACCAACAAUCAGAGCAACGACUACCGGGGGGCCGCCUGUUCGAGCGGCGGUGGGGAGCGCAUCAAGCGAUCGGCCAGUCCCUUGGGCGUCUAUGCGGAUAUCAAGAGGGAGCGUCUGAGUGCGGACAGUGCCAGCAGCGAUGAGGAGAGGGAUCGAGAGCGGGAGCGGGACCGGGAUCGGGAUCAUGAUCAUUCCAGCAACAACAACAACAACAACAGCGACCUGGCGCACAACAAGAACAAGAGCAGCAGCAGCAACAACAAUGGCAACAGCAGCAGCAGGAACAACAACAACAAUGGCAAUGGCCGGAGCCGAAUGACCUCCAGGGACUCGGACGCCACGGAUGCCAGCAGCCUGAAGAGCGACCACAGCAGGCACCGGCACAGGCACAACAAAAUGAUGGAUCUCAAUGGGAGCAACAGCAGCAGCAGCCAGAACGACGGUGACGGCGAUGGCGAUGGCGAUGGCGAGGGCGAGACGACCCACUCGCAGAUGCCCAGUCCCAAUCCCAGUGGCAGUCCCAAUCCCAAUCCCUGCCCCAGUCGCAGUCGCAGUCCUGGCUGCAGCAGCAGCGCCGUCGGCGGCUCCAUAUUGCACGAGAAGCUGGCCCAGAUCAAGGCCGAGCAGCUGGAGCAGCAGCAGCAGCAGCAGUUAUAGGAUCAGUCGAUGGCAAGGCCGGCAGCAUUUGCCUGGCCGCCGCUGGCCACCCACUACUAUAGCUUCUAGAAAAAAACGGGCAGGAAGGAUCGGCAGGGAUCGACCAGGAUCAGACAGGGAGUCCGGGGAGUAAAGCAAACCAAAUUAAGCAACUCUUUUUAUAGUACAUAAAAGAAACAUAUAUAUAAACGCGGAAACAGAGCCCCCUUCCCCCCUCACUCACCCGCUGAGAUCCGCAUAGAAAAACAGCAAGAAACCAACAAACAAAAUACAAACAUACACCUAUGGCGCGCUGUGUACGCGCGUAUAUACAUAUGUACGUAUUAUUGUUUCGUUUUUGACAAUCGACAAAUAGGCAUUCUCUUGUACAAAACAAAAACAAAACUUUCUUAACAAAACCAA
Drosophila persimilis is the source of this 4403-nucleotide messenger RNA. It is a transcript of the gene Eip93F, whose product is annotated as mushroom body large-type Kenyon cell-specific protein 1. Bases 69 to 4001 code for a protein of 1310 amino acids. The transcript is spliced from 5 exons. The record is from RefSeq and is a predicted model, not a curated record. Gene Ontology annotation, cellular component: nucleus. NCBI's taxonomy places the organism in Eukaryota, Metazoa, Arthropoda, Insecta, Diptera, Drosophilidae. Gene Ontology annotation, molecular function: DNA binding. Gene Ontology annotation, biological process: regulation of transcription by RNA polymerase II.